Molecule: messenger RNA, 5516 nt
Organism: Mytilus californianus (California mussel)
Lineage: Eukaryota; Metazoa; Mollusca; Bivalvia; Mytilida; Mytilidae
Product: phosphatidylinositol 3-kinase regulatory subunit alpha-like
Exons: 19
Coding region: 348-3182 (944 amino acids)
Biological process (GO): signal transduction
Molecular function (GO): protein binding
Source: RefSeq, a predicted model, not a curated record
UCUGCAUUUGAGCAACUUCCUGUACUUCAAACUUGGAGAAAAUGCUUUUUGUUGAUUUCCUUGAUAAUCUUAAAUCCAUUUUAUGAAACAGAAAACGUUAUUUGAUUGAUGCAUGAACUAUUGCAACUAAGCAUAGAACUUGUUAACCCUUUGAUUGACACAAAUUAUUAAGCAAGGUACUGGGUGUUGAAUCAGGAUGUUUAUUUAUUUUGUUGAAUAUUUAUGAGAUACGUUACAGUAUUCAGUUGGGGAAGUGAAUUAAGUAGCUAUAAGGAAGAUAAACAGUUGCAUCCAUCUUCUUACUUUUUGGAAAUCACAUGACAAUUUUAGACACAAACUGAUUUGUGAUGCCGGGUGUUGUAUUUGUAUACCAGGCACUGCAUGACUUCACGCCUUCAGAACAGACUUCUGAUCCUGAUGAUGAAGAAAUCCAGAUAGAAAAAGGCGAUACUCUUGAAGUUAAAGGUCCUAUUGAAAAUUAUGAACACCCAAAUAUUUGGUUGAAAGGCAAGAAUGUUACUAAAGGUACAGAAGGACUGUUUCCAGGGACAUUUGUACAGUUUAUUAAAACUAUAGAACAACCUGAUGAGCCAAUGGAGGAGCCAGUACCACUACCACCAGUUGUGCCCCUUCCACAUCGUCUAGUAGAUUGUUAUUUUGUCAGACCAGUUACCUGUUCAUUUUGUAAUGACUUUAUAUGGGGCACUGGUAAAGUUGGAAAAAGGUGCACAGGAUGUAACCAGGUAUGCCAUUCUUCAUGUUGGGAUGUAGAAGUAAAAUCCAGUUGUACUAGAGGAAAUCCAGCACCCAGUACUCCAGUACACAGUACUUAUGUGCCUAUAGAGAAUUGGACCUGUGAAAAUGUGGUAGAAUGGAUGGCCUGUGUCAGACUAUACAGAUAUGCUCAGAUGUUUAAAGACAAUCAAAUUAAUGGCAAAGAUAUUAAAAAUAUGGAUCCUGAAAAAUUAGGGGACCUUGGGAUCAAAGAUGACUUUCACAAGAUGUCUCUUAUGGUGUGUAUAGAUGAAUUAUGUGGGAGAGAUUCAAGCAUGCGACCCUAUGCUUCUUCACUCCCAUUAUCAGGUCAGAUUGUUGAAAUGGAAGCAGAUGGAGCAGCAUCCGAACACAGGUUUUCUGAAUAUAGUUUCCCUUCCAUGCAGAGAUGUCACCUAUGUGAUAAGUUUCUUUAUGGUUUAAUUAGCCAAGGUCUACAGUGUAGAGAGUGUGGAAUGUGCUGUCAUCGCUACUGUUCUUCAUCAAGGCAAUCUGAGUGCAGCGUGCCAAAGAUAGAAAGAUUAAGACGACCCAGUUUUACUAUUAACUCAGUAUUUGGAGAAGAUUUAGCAGAAGAAAUAGGAAAAAAUAAUACAGAAACCCCUUGGGUCAUUUCUAAAUGUACAGAGGAGAUUGAAAAAUGGUGUGAAAAUCAUCAAACAGAAGCAUUAAGUGUAUAUAGAAUGUAUGCCAAGUCAGAAGAAGUUAAUGCUAUAAAAGUCCAGUUGAAUAUGGCUACAGAGCCAUCACAAGUUAAUUUGUCUCAGUUUAAUGUACACUGUGUGGCCGGGGUUUUAAAGAAAUAUCUACGGGAACUACCCAAUCCAGUGAUCCCGGUAGAAUUUUAUGAUAACUUCAUCACAGCAGCAAAAAGUGGAGAACACUCUAAAAACCUAAUUGAUCUCACAACCCAAUUACCACAACCGCACAAGUCUACGUUACAUUUUCUCAUGGGUCAUUUUAUACGACUUUGGAGAAUUCAACAUGAAUCUGGAACUUCGGACGGCCUGGAUAAACUGUCACAUGUGUUUUGUCAUAUACUAUUACGUCCUCCAUGGGAGAAAAUCAUAGAAAUCGUGGACAAUACAAAAUUACACAUAGACAUUAUUGAGGAAAUGUUAAAAAAUGGAAACUGGGGUGAAACUACACCCCCACUGGCUCCACCAGUACCACCUAGACCAGAAAAUACAUCUGUUGGAAGAUCAGGGCUGGACACUUCAAUUAGCCCUGAAGAACAGUUACGUGAAGCAGAUUGGUACUGGGGAAACAUUUCUCGGGAGGAAGUGAAUGAACACUUACGUGAUAAACCUGAUGGUACUUUCUUAGUGAGGGAUGCAACAUCACCUGGCGACUACACAUUAACUUUACGCAAAGGUGGAACAAACAAAUUGAUUAAAAUUUAUCAUAAAGAUGGAAAAUAUGGAUUUGUAGAACCUUUGAAUUUUGAUUCUGUUGUGGAAUUAAUAGAACAUUACAAGCAUAAUUCAUUAGCAAUAUAUAACAAGACGUUAAACAUCAGGCUACUUCACAAAGUGUCCAGAAAUAUUAAUCCCGUGUAUACAGAUGUCUCACAGGAAGUACAAAAAUUGCAGCAAGUUCACAAAGACUACCUCAAAAAGAUGGCUGAAUAUGAUAAACAUUAUGAACAACAUUCAAAACUCAAUCAAGAACUUCAGUUAAAGCAUCAAGCUUUAGAUGCAUUUAAGGAAACCGUCAAAGUCUUUGAGGAGCAGUUAGAACUUCAUAGACGCCAUCAUGCUGAUGCCUCAGUCAGAGACUUACAGAGACUGAAAGAAAAUUACGAUUUAUUGCGAGGAAGACUUGACAGCAUAACUGGUAGUAAAGAGCAUUUAGAAGCAGAUAUUAGUGCUAAAACACAACGUAACCGAUCACUCAUCAGCGAUAUGAAUGCCCUUCGACCAGAAAUCAAACGAUUAAAUAGACAAAGAGAUCAGAUUAAGAAAUAUUUACAAGACCAAAAUUAUCCUGCUGAAGCUAUUGAAAAAAUCUUAGAGAGUGAAAGCAAGGUAAAGCAUGAAGAGAAAGACUGGUAUGUUGAAUGUGAUCGUCCAGGGUCAGAAAAAUUGCUGUCAAACCAAAGAGAUGGCACAUUUUUAAUCCGACCCAAGAGAGAUGAUAAGAAUGACAAAUUAGUACUGUCCAUUGUUUAUCAAGGCACAGUCGGACAUUGUUUAAUUUACAAAGAAAAUCAUCAUUAUGGAUUUACACCUCAAACAUGUGACUUUCAAAAUAUAAAUGACUUGGUUGAACAUUACAGUCGAGAGUCUUUACGUGAACACAAUUCCAAGUUAGAUGUUAGACUGUUAUAUCCAGUUAACAAGGAACCAGCUGCUGCCGGACAGCAGAAUGUUGACAGUGUUAACUAUUUACAAAUGAAUCAGAGUUAACAAUGACCAAUGAAAAUACAGUAUUUUUAUACCAAGACCUGAGCAUGGACAAACAAAACUCUACCCACGUUAAAAGUCUUUCAUUAUGUUGUAUCCAUGCAAAUUUCUUGAAUGCCAUUAUAUAAUAUAAAUAUAUAUAUAAAGUGCUAAGUGUACUAACAAUGCUUAAAGCUGAUUCAGUCUCAAGCACCAAGAUCAUAAGCCUUGGUUUAAGAUAACAUUACUAUGAUGAGUCUGAAUGUGAGGACAUAUUCCUCGGUAAAUAUUGUAGAAGUACCGUAUUCUGUGAUUUUAUGUCUCCAAAGGAGUUAGUCUGUUAACAUAACAGGGCAAAAUUUGAUGCUGCAAUAUCAUUGUUAUAUGCUGUUAAUGAUUAUUAUAUCAUAACAUUCUUUACAUAAUACACAGGCAAAAGGAUCAUUCCAAACACACAGUCAAUUAUAGUGUUAAAUGACUUUAGGCAUAUUAAUGAUAUAAUUAUUUACCAUUGAGUCUGUCUAUAACUGUCAACAUUGUUUACUACUAGAUAUUAUCUUGUAGAGAUUAUUGUGAUCAUGUUGAUGAAGUUUGACUGUGAUUACAGUGGUCUUGACUACAGGGAAUACAAAAUACAAAAAUUCAAGCUGUUUCUUGCUGUUUAUAUGCAGAAAUAAUUGACAGUUUUCUGAGAAAUUUAAUUUUUGGGUAAUAAGUUUCAAAAGAAUAUCAGAUAAACAAAUCAAAAUUGCUGAAAUGAUAUGAAAUAAGACCAAUAGUUAAGGGAUACAUUUGAAACUUACAUGUCAAAUAUAAUUUGUACUUACAUAUAAAUCUAUGAACAUAUGAAGGAAACUUUUGUCCUGUAUAUCAGAAGUUUUAUUUACAUUUAAGUGCUUAACCUAAACUUACAUACUUUGUUAUUAUUUGUUAUUUUUUACAUUAUUUCAUAGUAAAAUUGCGGUUUGUUCUAAACAAUGAAUGAUUCCAGAAUUAAUGAAUGAAUAUAGAAAAUGUGUGCAUAAUAAGUGAAAGAGGGGACCAACAAAGAAAGUCUUUUUUUUUUUUUUUGGACAAUAUUGGGAUUUUGUAAACUAAAAUAACUAUGUGAUUUCCAAGUAUAAUGAAAUUAAUAAUAAGUCAGCAAAUUUUAUUUAACAUGCUUUUUUACAAACUUAAUUAAAAAAAAUGGAUAAAACAUUUUGUUCCAGUUAUGAUUUAGGAAUGAAUGGUUUGACAUGAUUUACCUCAGACAAAAACUAUCAAUGGCUUUCAUGAAAAUCAAACUAUUGUUAUUGAAUGGUUUAUAGAUAUGUUUAUUUUUUACCAUGUUGCCUUACAAAUGUUCAAAUGCUGAUCAUGUUUGAAUGAAUGAUUGUAAUUGAUUGAAUCACAUUAAUCAUGAUUGUAUUGAGUGAAUCACAUUAAUCAUGAUUGUAAUCAAUGAUAUAUUUCAUUGGUGCUAAUUGUAGCGGCAGGUUAUAGGGCAUGUUUUACUUGACACAGGAGGGCACCGAACAAUUUUAGAGUUAUCCCCCCUUUUCUGUCCUCUUUAGUAGUGUUAAAAAAAAUGGGGUCAAUCUAUUUACUGUGCCAAGAAAAAUUCAUUUCAUUUAGUAAUUAGAAUCUAUUUCCAAUGUUAUUGUCAGUAUCUUGUUGUAGUAGGUAGUAAAGUGAAACAUCUUUAUCAAUGUCUAAAAACUACUGUCAGAUAGUCAAAAGAAAAACUGUUGUUUCUGUAGAUUUUAGUUAUGCAAAUUUAGUUCAUUCAGUUGUUUUACCAAAUAUCAUAGGAUGAAAAAACUACAGGAUUUUUUUUUAAUCAUAAAUUUGAAGUGUUCAGUCAGUGCAAUUCAUUAAUCUUUAUCUUCAUACAUUGCCAUUUUAAUAUAGUAUUUCCUUUCUCAAAGUCAUUUUGCAUAAUGAUUACAAGCAUACUGAAACACUCUUUAAGGCAAUUGAAGCUAUAUUUACAUUCACUUCCAGGGUCAAUCAGGUCAAAAUUGUGAGAGAAAGAAGUAACUCAUUCUAGCUUUUACCAAAAAAAUCUAUCAUAUUCAAACAUGUAACGCUAUAUUUUCAUUGCUUUGGAAAAACAACUGUACAAUCUGUUCUUAUAAAUUAUGUUUCUACUUAAUUUAAUUAAGGAUGUGAAUAUAUAUAAAAUGGCCGAAUCAAUUAUCUACAUUCCGUGGUAUAAUUGUGAUGACCUUAGCUCUUUAGCUUGGCACUUUUGACCUCAGUUAUUUGACUGAUUUCUUCCUUGUUGUAAAUGUUAACAUGCCCCAUUAUUAUCAUGUGUAGAAUUGCUCAUCCAAGUCACAUAAAUCCUACAAAAUAAUAAAAUAAUGAAAUUUA